CAAUUUUCAUCAUUAAUAAUGAAUAUACGUGUAUAUUUGCUUAAGAACUGAAAAAGUUUCCUUGUGCUAGUGAGAAGGUAUUAUAUCUCACAACAACAAUAGUAUCAGGUUACUGUCUUUAAGGCUAAGCACUUACAACGUACCACGUGCUGGCCACGUUAUUGUGUAGUAUACUCAAAGUUCAACAAAGCGCGCCACUUCGGGACAAAGAGUUAACCUUAAAAACAAAUGCUCACGCACGGCAUCCUCUCUGUCAAACGAAAUCGAAGCUAUUGAGUUUCAUUUGAAUUCGGCAGAAAGCAAGUGCAGUUCAUACGUGUGACGUCUUAUUAUCAAUGUUGUAGUGCUAUGUAUCAAUUGUGAAAUUUACGUGUACAAAAUAUUACAGUGAAAAAGACAAACUAGAUACAACGAAUUAUUUUAUUGAUAGCUGAAGUCAAAGACCAAGUUAUGGCGGCACUAUUCAAAGUCUGUCGUCAUGAUAAGCCGCAAGAACGAAAAAUAAUCAAAGCUGCUUCAAUGGAUGAGCUUAUAUCGGCUGCAAAAAAUAAAUUACAACUUACAAACGAAAAAUAUAAGAUUUAUAUCGAAGAUUUUACUGAUAUUGAUGAAGACGAGAUAUUGAUGGACUUAGCAAACACGACUGAAGGGCAACUCAUACUCACAUUAGUGCCAGAUGGAAUCCCAUGGAACAACAACGCUUUACAAAUGAUUAUUUCUGGUCCACCAACUGGCAAUGAAUCACGUUCACAAAGCUUACAACUACAUUCAGCAGAAAAAGCCACUACUUCAUCGAAUUCAUCGUCAUCGUUGUUGUGUCAAAGUGAUAACUUGACUGAAAUUUUUAAAAAAUUUUCGAUUAACGUACAAUCUGCUUUAAAAAGUGGCAAAACUUUAGAACCUAAAGAACGAAAAUCGCGGGUCCACAUCGUAAGUGCAUACAUGAUUUAUAAUUUGAAAAAUACGUCUCGUAAAACUGCCGAAAACAUCAGUAAACAGAUCAUAAAUACAUAUCCAAAAUCAUUUUCUUCUAAAAUUGGAGAUAAAAAUGUUGAUGGUGCCAUGGAAGCUCUCAGGCAAACAAUAUAUUAUGGUGUCAAUUAUGAAAAGGGACAAUCUACGAGCACGUCUAAAGUAUCUUUCAGUUUAGAUGACUCCGAUGAUGAAUCUACAGAAAAACCUAAGGCUCAAGAUGAGUAUGGAUGUGUAUCAUACUUGCCCAGUUUACCGUCAUCUGAAACUCUAGAUACUCAAGAAAAAAAGAGUUUACAACUUAUCGAGCAUUACGAAUCUUCGAAUGAUAUAAGUAAUGAUGAUUUAAAACUUAUAAGUGAAACUUAUUUUUUACAAAGAAGACAAAUUCACAAAACUAAAGAUUUAACAACAUUUUUUGAUCAAUGGCCACAUUUUAAUCAUCAUAAAGUUGUAAUUAAGCAUGCAGAUUUACUAUUAGGUAAAGAUACUUAUCAAAUUUGGAAGAAAUCUAUUGAUACAUUGGCGAAACCGAUAAACUGUUGGUCAAAAAAUACUGAAAUUUAUCGAGAAAUUAAAGAUAAAAAAAAUAAAAAGAAAAGUACCAACCCCGUUGGAGAUGAACGAUAUGCUCGUGGAAUUUUAAAGAGCGCCAAGGCUCAUUGCGAUGUAGUCAAAAAUGAUGAACCUUAUCUAAAUAUUAUAAUUGGAUUCAUUAUUAGAUUCAUGAAAGAAAAAGAAGAAUAUCUUUAUAUCUUCAUUGAUGAGGAUGUAGAUGACGAUAAAUUGGUUGAUUAUGUGCCUGUGGCUAACCCAGUGUUGAUUAUAAAAGGACCACAUUUGUUCACUUUGGGAAAUACUUAUAAGGUAGUAAUUGAGAAAAAAAUUAUUAUUCACGUUGAUUCAUUCCUCGAUGGAAUAUUAACAACUUUUCUAAGUUACUACGUUUUUGGUUUUGUGUAUCCGAAGGAUAUUGAAGGGACGUUGGAAGCAAUCCAACGGUUGUUCUUAAAAAUUUGCCCUCCAAAAGGAACGAAACGCGGUGGUAAACGAAAAGCCACAAACAUCCAUCCCAAAGUAACUUUAAUGGUCGAAGAACUUGGAAUUUAUGUGGACACGAAUGAUACGACCGAUGAGACCAAUUAAAUAAUACUGAGACCAAUUAAAUAAUACUGAGACCAAUAAAUAAAAUACUUAAAAUUCUUAUGAUUUAAUAUUUAUGAUUAUCAUGAAAAAAAAUAUUAUCGACUUUAAACCUAACUUUAAAAAAAAUUUUAAGUAUUUAUUAUCUUAAACAAUUUUAAUUUUAGUUAUUUUUCAAAGAAAGUUUAAAAUUUGUGUUUGCAUUAAGUUAGUAUUUUCAUAAUAUAAAUUAUUGAUAACCCUGUUAUAAUUAAUGACAUAUGUUCAAUUGUUAGUUAAAUAAUUAAUAAAUUAAUAAUCAAUAAAUAUUUUAUAUUGAACACUAAAAUACGCUGUUGUAGCAUUCAUUGAUUUAACAAAUUUUUUCAGUAAAAUUUCAGUCUGAUAUUGAAAUAAAGCUAUGCAAGUUAUAUCCCGAUGCAUAGUAAUAUUGCAACGAGCGGUUUGUAUUUUUUUCAAAUUGACUUGAUGUAAGUUGAGUAGUAAAAAUUCAAUACGUUGUUGUACAAUUACUAAAAAUAUUUAAUAUGAUUUGUUUGCUAAAACUCCAAUUAUUGUACUGUAAGAUUACUAAUCCAUUUUUUACUAAAUGCUAGUAAUACGGCAACAAAUAGUUUGUAAUU
This is a messenger RNA of Microplitis mediator, 2738 nucleotides long. RefSeq lists its product as uncharacterized. NCBI's taxonomy places the organism in Eukaryota, Metazoa, Arthropoda, Insecta, Hymenoptera, Braconidae. Gene Ontology annotation, biological process: apoptotic process. The transcript is spliced from 7 exons. Bases 451 to 2118 code for a protein of 555 amino acids. The record is from RefSeq and is a predicted model, not a curated record.